Molecule: messenger RNA, 756 nt
Organism: Cimex lectularius (bed bug)
Lineage: Eukaryota; Metazoa; Arthropoda; Insecta; Hemiptera; Cimicidae
Product: larval cuticle protein A2B-like
Exons: 2
Coding region: 96-677 (193 amino acids)
Cellular component (GO): extracellular matrix
Source: RefSeq, a predicted model, not a curated record
AUCUCGACGAUGUGUUAAGCCUCGAUAUAAAUACGGGAAGACAUCUUCAUGCCAUCAUCAGUUGAACACAAGUGGUCGAAACGAACACAUCGAAAAUGUCCCUUUCUUACGUCACCAUCUUCGCAGCUGUCGUAGCUGUAGCCUGUGCAGCUCCUCAGUUCGCUUCGCCCGCCGCUGCCAAAUCGGUCGAGCCCGAGCCAUUCGACGAUCAUCCUCAGUACAAAUUCGAAUACUCAGUGAGCGACUCUCUUACCGGAGACUCCAAGAGCCAAACUGAAGAAAGGGAUGGCGACGUAGUUAAAGGAAGCUACACUUUGGUCGAACCCGAUGGCUCCAGGAGGGUAGUCGAAUACACCGCCGACCCCGUCAACGGUUUCAACGCCGUCGUCCAUAAGGACGCCGCCACUGGUGUGGUCGCUAAAGCUGCCCCAGUUGCCCGCGUUGUGACUCCUGUCACUGUUGCUCACGCUCCAGUCGCCGUCGCUCACGCCCCAGUCGCCGUUGCUCACGCACCAGUUGCCGUAGCUCACGCACCAGUCGCCGUAGCUCACGCACCAGUCACCGUAGCACACGCUCCAGUCGCUGUCGCUCACUCCCCAGUUGCCGUCUCGUACAGCCCUGCUGGUUCUUCAUCAACUGCAUCUUUCUCCGGACCUUACGCCACCUACAGCUUUUAAGUCUACACUUUUCAACAAUUACAAAACACAUGGCUUGUACAUAAAACUCGACUGUGAAUAAAUAUUCUCGUCAUAACCA